GUGCCACCAGAGCGGGCCAAAAGCAAGGGCGAUGAGGUCUAUCUGGGCGAGUCCCAGAAAUCUCCACGGAAGAUGCGGAAUCCCUGGUACUUGCCGCCCAAAGUCUGGUACAGUGGAGAGAUGGGCAAGGACCCCAAUGAGGACUUGGGCUUGGGCUUUCCCUACGACACCUACCUGGGGGAAGUUCGGCCUAAACGAGCGCAGGAGGAGGAGCCGCCCACUUUUGAGAAGGACAUUUCGGCCUUUCUGGAAACGACCAAGAAGCAUUUCCAGGCUCAGGGACAUCGAUUACCUCAUUGUCUUCAAGUUGCCGUGGGACAAAUGGGCCAUGGCUGAGCGCGAUAGAUUGCUGAUCGGUCAGUUCUUCCAUGUGACGGGUCAGUUUCUGGGAGGACACAUCUUGAGAGUUAAGACUUAA
Molecule: messenger RNA, 418 nt
Organism: Durusdinium trenchii
Lineage: Eukaryota; Dinophyceae; Suessiales; Symbiodiniaceae
Source: the annotation of a GenBank genome assembly